Molecule: messenger RNA, 4837 nt
Organism: Gambusia affinis (western mosquitofish)
Lineage: Eukaryota; Metazoa; Chordata; Actinopteri; Cyprinodontiformes; Poeciliidae
Exons: 18
Coding region: 236-1384 (382 amino acids)
Biological process (GO): positive regulation of transcription by RNA polymerase II
Cellular component (GO): nucleus
Molecular function (GO): single-stranded DNA binding; protein binding
Source: RefSeq, a predicted model, not a curated record
CCACCACUGGACGGUUUCAAGUUCCCCUCUCCGGCUGAAACCCUGCCUGAUUUGUGGGCAAUGUUGGGGAUGUAGAAAAAAAAAAGAAAAGGAAACCGGAGCAAAGAGAGCGUAAGGAAGGGAGAGAUAGAGAGACAACACUAACUGGGUAGCUAUGGAGAUAGUAGGUUUUCCUGGUUGCUUUCUUUGACAGGUGUCGAGUGGGAUAAAAUAAAGUGUGAGAACAGCCUCCAAGAUGUACGGCAAGGGUAAAGGAGCUGUGGUCCCCUCCGAUAGCCAAGCGAGAGAAAAGUUAGCGUUGUAUGUGUACGAGUACCUGCUACACGUGGGAGCACAGAAGUCAGCACAGACCUUCCUGUCUGAGAUUCGAUGGGAGAAAAAUAUUACAUUAGGGGAGCCACCCGGAUUCCUUCAUUCGUGGUGGUGCGUAUUCUGGGAUUUGUAUUGUGCAGCUCCAGACCGAAGGGAGACGUGCGAACACUCCAGCGAGGCAAAGGCCUUCCAUGACUAUAGCGCAGCGGCAGCGCCGAGCCCGGUGAUGGGCAACAUGCCCCCCAACGACGCCAUGCCAGGUGGUCCCAUGCCUCCAGGCUUCUUCCCGGGACCGCCCGGCUCUCAGCAGUCCCCCCAUGCACAGCCCCCCCCACACAACCCCAGCAACCCCAUGAUGGGACCCCAUGGCCAGCCUUUUAUGUCGCCGCGGUAUCCAGGUGGUCCACGCCCCUCACUCCGAAUGCCAAAUCAGCCUGGGGGUAUCCCAGGAUCGCAGCCUCUCCUGCCAAACAGUUUGGACCCAACAAGACCGCAAGGACAUCCUAACAUGGGUGGACCAAUGAGAAUGAAUCCUCCCAGAGGAAUGGCCAUGGGACCACAGAACUACGGAGGCAUGAGGCCUCCUCCCAACUCCAUGGGGGGUCCCAUGCCAGGAAUGAACAUGGGUCCUGCAGGAAGGGGGCCAUGGCCAGGACCUAAUGCUAACUCAAUAGCUUACUCCUCAUCAUCACCAGGAAACUAUGUGGGUCCACCGGGUGGAGGAGGUCCGCCUGGGACUCCCAUCAUGCCCAGCCCAGGUGAUUCAACCAACUCCAGUGAAAACAUCUACACAAUGAUGAACCCGAUCGGACCUGGAGGCAACAGACCCAAUUUCCCUAUGGGACCGGGGCCUGAUGGGCCAAUGGGAGCUAUGGGAGCCAUGGAGCCACAUCACAUGAAUGGAUCAUUAGGGUCUGGGGAUAUGGAUGGGUUGCCAAAGAGCUCUCCUAACAAUAUGGGAGGCAUGAACAAUCCUCCCGGAACGCCGCGGGACGACGGCGAAAUGGGCGGCAACUUUUUGAACCCAUUCCAAAGCGAAAGUUAUUCACCCAACAUGACGAUGAGUGUGUGAUUUUCUUUUCUUUUUUUUUCUUUUUAAUCUUUCUCCCCCAAUUUUUUGUGACUCUGCACCUGAUUUUUUUAAUUUUAAUUUUUUAUCAUUUUCUUCAAUCCUAACUUGACCCUCGGACUGACCCGCCUCCCCUCAUCGCACACACACCUUUUUCUCCCCUUGCCUCCCCUGACGGCGUCCAUCCUCCACCGCCCCCAACCCGCCCUCCAUUUUUCCUCUCCUCCCUUCGGGAACCGGUGCGGCCACGCAGCCUUCCGGGAGCGCCCUGGAGCAUGCUGGGACUCUAAUUAAGACGGGCCCUCCCGGAGCGUGCAAAAUGGCCGCCGGCGUGAACAGGAAGCAGUCGCAGGGCAGCAGGAAGGGCCUCCUCUCAGACUCCGGCCCCAGCCUCCCCGGCUUUCUCUCGGGGUCUAGACAAUGAGCGAGGGGACGGAGGAGACCGGAGCGCGCCGCCGUCCCUCAUGGACUCUCUUUGCAGCUGCUGGGAAUCUCAUCAAACCAGGAUUUUAUUUUUAUUUUUUUCAUCUUUACUGGUUUUUGUUUUUGCUCCCAACAGAUUCCAUAGAGGGCCCUCGAUGUCCCUACAUUGUUUUUUUUUUUGUUUUUUUUUCUGUAUGUGUACAUUUGUAACAGAGUUGUUGUGAUGAUCAGUGAACAUGUUUUUCCAAAAUUCUUUUGUGUAUGUAAUGUAUCAUUGCUAUUUUUAUUUUAAUUGUGUUAUUAUUAUGAUAUUGCUAUCAUUUUAAGAUUAAGGUUUUUGUUUUUUUUGUUUGUUUGUUUUUAGGGGCACACUGUUUAAAUGAAGACAGCACAUGUCCACACACACACACACACACACACACACACACACACAAGUCUCAAAUACAGAUUCCUCUCAUUUAGAAUAUCGUUGGAAAGUUAAUUCAUAUCAGAAAUUCAAUUCAAAAUGUUAAAUUAACCAGAGUUGAAUGUUGCAAGUGUAUAUUUAAGUUAGUGAUUAUAGCUGACGACUGAUGAAAAUACGAAAUGCGGUUUCCAACUAAAUUUGAAUGAAAACCAUCAAAAAAAAAAAAAAAAAGAGUUCUCGUAUACUCAUUAUAUGAGUAUGCACUCAGUACUUGAUCCGGGCUCCUUUUGCAUUAAUUUCUGCAUCAGUAGAUUCUCUGCGGGGGUUUAAGUCAUGCAAGUUUACCAGCUAAUCAAGCUCAGACUGCACAAAACAAAAAAAUGUGCUGCUGAACAACAGUACAGUCUUUGUGCUGUACUGUUGACUUUGUGUCGGCUUGAGGAAUGUGACAGCUGUCCUCCAUGUUGGUGCAUGUAGUCGUGCAAUAGCACUUUUUUUCUUCCACCCAGUUUUCCAUUAACAUGCUUACAGCAGGUUGUUUGAUCACUGUCAGGUCAGAGGGCACCAUCUUAGCUGAAGCUGCAUUUCAGAUUUUCUAUUGGCUGUUGAUAAAUAUACCACUCUGUCAGUUCCACAUUUUGAAUUUAAACACUGAAAUAAAUGUUUUGAUGAUAUUCAGAGUCACUGAGAAGCACCUGUAAUUUGCUGCGCAUCACAUGGCUUUCUGUGAGCACACUGUCCCCUGCUGGUGGGAUUUUAUUUCAUCCAUUACGGUACCUAUAGCAUUUUGACAACAUCCAGACCUUUUUACUCCUUUGCUCACCACCAGCAGCAGCUCUGCCUCCUAUUUUUGUAACUUUGCUGCAGUAAAAAAAAAAAAAAAAUAAUAAUAAUAAUAAUAAUGAUGCACAGCUCUAUUUAUUUAUGUACUUUUAAUUUGUUUAUAAAUCCUUUUCUUUCUCUCCUUUUUUUUUAAGUGUCAUCCCUGUUUUUGUUUGUCAUCAAUUGCAGAAUUGGUAGCAACUGUAUAAAUCUGCAGAUGCACUCAGCAGAGUCCUCCAUCUGAGCCCGAAAGGUUCUGUCCACUCCACCCCACCGUCCUCUGCAAACUUUGCGAUCCUUUUCGUCUGCCUGUGCUGUUUUGGAGCUGGCUUUGCCGAAAGGAAGGUCUGGGUGCCGCAAAUCUCUGCUCCAUUGACUAAAAGAGCGAUGUCCCUCCUCUUCCUCCUCCUCCGUCCUUCUCCCUUUAUUCUCAUCUCUCCAUCACGCUGGGAUUCUCACACAAACACCACUUUCCCUCCCCCCUUCCUUCACUUCUGAAUUUGUUUUGUACAACUCUCCAUGUUUUUUUAUUUGUUCCGUUGUUAUUUUGUUUGUUUGGUUUUUUUUGUUUUUUUUCCUUUUUGUAAAUACUGUAAAAUGCAUUUUGAUAUCAUUGACAUGUUUUGAUAUUUCAAAUCACAACUGAACAGUUGAUCAGUAGCGUGCUGAUUCAGGCAAACUGUGUGUACUUUUAACCAGAAAUGAUAUGAAACUUAAGAACCGGAGCUGCUAUAGAGGAUUAUGCUAUUUCGCCUCACAACCCAUAUUACGUGGGGGGGGGGUCUCUCUCGGUGCUGCAACUGAGCAGGACAAAAGGAGGAAAAUUACCUGUAGUUAGUUCUGGGAUAACUCAUCAACACAUGUUUUUAAACAUGGUGCAAAGAAAAAUACAAAGUAGGAAUUUUUUUUUCUUCUUCUUCUUCUUUUUGUUUUGCAAUUUUUGGCAGAAUUUUCAAAGACCGGGUGCAAAAACAAGUGACACUUGGUCUCGGAUGCACUGCAGCUCAGCUUCUUUUGACUCGACAAGAAAAAACAAACAAACAAACAAACAAAGCAGGGCACACAGGACACUGGCUCUCAGUCCAGCACACCGGAGAUCAGAGUACAUACUUUACUAUGAAGGAUUUUCUAAUCUAUUUAAAAUCAGGCAAGAGAAACGUUUGUGGAAGUAAGAGGAAAGAAGGAGAGAAAAAGCCACAUGGACAUAUUUGUUGCUAAGAUGAGGUAGAGAAAGUGCAUCAACAUGCGUUUUCUCCCAUGUACUUUAAUACUGUUGUAUAAAAUGCAGUCCGACUUCUCUUUCUGUCCUGUAAGCAAAACCGUCACAAUGUUGAUCAUUACUGUAUUUCUAUCGUGCUGAUGUAUAAUACUGUAACAUUAAGGGAUGGGGAAGGUUAAGAGAGGACUUUUUGGUCAGAAUUGGGAGUAAAGAUUUUUUUUUUUUUUUUCUGUUCGGUUCCUCAUUAUUUCCUCCUGAUGACAAAGCAGUAUUGAAUAUGAGGCAGGAAGUUGCUUUGUAUAUCAUGUUAGGGUAGUUUCUGAUCCUAAAUGUCUUGUGUAGUUAAAAAAAAAAAACAGGUUCCUUCGUAUGUUUCUUUAUAUUGUAAAGUUACUUUAGACACACAAAAAAGUUGCUUAUUGGAAAAAAAAAAAGGUUGGAAAUCUACAUCGAUGCUGAUUAAUGUACUUUAUUUUAUUGUUUUGUUUUAAUUUCCAUCAACUUGUCGGUCGUUUUUGCCUGUGUCCCCCUUGUUGUAGAUACAUAUUAAAAAGAAAUAAAAUGACUUCACUCCUUUUGCCAUGAA